Molecule: messenger RNA, 1560 nt
Organism: Cuscuta campestris
Lineage: Eukaryota; Viridiplantae; Streptophyta; Magnoliopsida; Solanales; Convolvulaceae
Source: the annotation of a GenBank genome assembly
AUUUCUUCAGCUACUCUACAUUUUACUUCAGAAACCCAUUGAUUUUCUUAACAUCAAUCCGCUUCUUAUGCACAAUCUUCCUUCGUCUGAUCAACCCACCACAUAUCAAUUGAAAUCCCCCCGGAUCUAGUAAUCGCCCAAGUCUGUAAUGAGAAAAGCUAAAUUAAGAUUCACCUACAACAGGAGAUGGUCAAUACCCGUACUUUCUCUUUCUCUUUGCAUUCUCAUACUCAUUUCCGUUCUGAUUCUCAAAAACCCCAAAGGGAACUCAUCAUCUCCAUCCCAACUCUCAGAAUCAAGAGUCUUGGGCUCUGAUGUGUUACCGGAAUCGGGAUUGCUCCCGGAGCUUCCCCGGCUGGCUUACUUGAUUUCGGGGUCGAAAGGAGACGUAGGGCGGGUGAAGCGGUUGCUUGGCGGCUUGUACCAUCCUAGGAAUUACUAUUUGCUUCAUCUUGAUUUGGAGGCUUCGGAUGGGGAGAGGAUGGAGCUGGCUAGGUUCGCAAAAUCAGAUGUUGUGACGAGGGAGUUUAAGAAUGUGAUGGUUGUUGGGAAGGCGGAUUUAGUCACCUACAGAGGUCCUACGAUGAUGGCUGCGACCCUCCACGCAGUUGCUAUUCUCUUGAAGAAAGCUAAGAAUUGGGACUGGUUUAUCAAUCUCAGUGCUUCGGAUUACCCACUCAUGCCUCAAGAUGAUAUCCUGCACAUUUUCUCGUAUUUGCCAAGGGAUCUGAAUUUUCUCGAGCACUCAACCAAUCUUGGCUGGAAAGAGUUUCAGAGGGCUAGGCCUAUAAUCCUAGACCCUGGCAUAUAUCAUGCAAAGAAAUCUGGGGUAUUUUGGGCGAAGGAGAAACGAUCAAUGCCUGCUGCUUUCAAACUGUUCAUGGGAUCUGAAUGGGUGAUUCUCACAAGGUCAUUCCUAGAAUUCUGCAUUUGGGGAUGGGACAAUCUCCCACGGACUCUUCUUAUGUACUAUACCAAUUUCCUAUCCUCUCCAGAGGGCUACUUCCAUACUGUUGUCUGCAAUAACAAGGACUAUCAGAAUACAACAGUGAACCAUAACUUACAUUACAUAAAAUGGGAUAAUCCCCCGAAGCAGAGCCCAAUGAAUUUAACAAUGGAACAUUUUGAGGACAUGGUCCAGAGUGGCAUACCAUUUGCUCGUACUUUUGCCGUCGAUGAUCCAGUUCUUGAUAAGAUCGAUAAGGAAAUCUUGAGAGGAUCUAAACGUCUAUUUUCUCCUGAUGGUUGGUGUUCGGGUGCUGGCAAAGAUCUAUGCCUGGUACAAGGCAUUUCUGAUGCAGUUAAACCCUCUGCUGGGUCAAGAAGGUUAGAAAAACUUGUACUGAGGCUCCUUGAUUCUGAAAAUUUCAGGCUUAGUCAAUGUAAAUAACUUUCUAACUGCUUCUUAUGUUGAAAAUUUAUGUUUCUAUUGAUUUUUGCAUCCUUCUAACGGCUAUACUUUUAUACUUUUAAGUGUUUGGCACUCAGUCUUUAAGCGUGCUUUAUGUCAAAAAAGAGAUUUUUGUAAGUGAAAUGAGCUAUUAAAGGUAUUUGAGAAAA